UAAAUAGUAUAGCAAUCUAAUUUUGCACCGUCUUGUGUUCUUGCUUGUCGAACGACCUUGAUAACCAUGGCGAACUGAAUAUAAUUUCCUUUUCAUUAGGCAUUAAUUUGCAUGUUCAAUGAGGAAAUGGUGUUAAAACAAGCGCACCUUAAUUAUCCAGAUUGCCGUGACUGUGAGAUACUGCCAAUAGUGUACGUUAACCCUUUACGCUUAAUUUGAUUUACUUACCUUUUCGGAAUUCUAUAAAAUGAACCAAAAUCAUUAAAUGUUGAAGUUAAGAAAUUUCAAGAGAUGUGUUUGGGUGUUUAAUAAUUGAAAGUUAAGUCACAUGCUUCCAAUCACAAGAUUUGACUUUUUGUUUAUCCAAGUUUACGUACAAAUGAUUCUCUUGUAUAGACAAAAAGCUGCAUAUGCUUAAGAAAAAAAAAAUCAGGCUUAUAUAGAAAGGGUUUUUUUCUCAAUUACUCAAGAACUGCCGAUCUUAUUACUGGACAACGGUUAUUAGUUGCAGGUGACUUUUUGCAUACGAAAGCUAGUUAGGUGGAAGCCCAGAUCUCCAUCUAUGGAUCAUGAUAAGCUCUCAGGCACGGGGAACAGGGAUUGAUAGUUGUAAGGUUGAUAAAGUCGGUUAAGUGUGAUGGGUUGGUUCGUUGGUUUUCGGUCUGCUAAUCGUACCGUAACAUUCAUCCGUACCAUUUGCUAUUUCAUCGUCGACCACCUAACUCGUCGCUCGCUCGAAAUUGCUCAUAUGCAGGUGUUGGAAAGCCGAACGAUAGUGUCGGAGCUUAACCAAACAACCUGCAACGUUUACCAACAGCCACCCCAAACUAGUAUAGUCGGUAGCGAAUUCACCAGUGUUGGAGGGAGAAUUAAUAUAAGCAUUUUUUCAUCAACCUGUUGCAUUGCGAACACAGGGCCAAGCCUGUUGUGUUGUGUUUAUGCUGUGUUCUUUUUCUCCCCGUUUUUUUGCUGAUGUAUGCCACAGCGGCAGUAACCACUUGGAUCGAUAGAGAAACGUUGUACCACUUUUUGCUACCAGUUUCACACACUGUGCAAAGUCAAAGUGGACCAUAUUUUGAAUUGGAACCCCCUUACAUUCAAUGCUGCUGCUGUGUGCUUUGGGGUUGACAUCAAAUUGACUGACUGACCGACUGACUGACCAUGCGACGAACGGGCUAAAGCGCUACGACAUUAUAUGACCGGUAUCCGUUAAUUUUUCAUGCCACGAUUCGAGAUGGGUGUGUGAGUAAAAUAUUAUAAUCAGCAUUCCAUGCCAUUCAACCAUGAUACACGGUCGACGUGGAGGAGGUGUUAACUUAUUGAAGCAGCGUGUAACGGAUCAUAAAAUCUACUAAGCUUGUCUGUUGAUUUAGUACUACAUGACACUAGCAAUACAUUUGUAGGCAUUCUAAAACUUAUAUCCUUUACAAAAAUAGUUUCUCAAAUGUUGGGUCUGCACAAUUGCUGUGCGCAAGUUUUUUAAUACAUCGUUUUUAAGAUAUAAAGGAACGAAAAUAUAAUUGUUUUAAAAUCUUGCACAGGGAAAUAGAUAAAGAUGGAGUUCAGAAAACAAUGCUUUAGUUUUUUUUGAAUAUGUAUGUUCUCUUUUGUAGCUACUAUUCUCAAGGUUCUUUUGCUAUGCAUUGUUGCGAGUUUUGUAGAUUCAUUUGAAGUCAGUGCUGACGGAGUGCCCCGUUCUAUUUUGAGAUGAAGUUCAUUUCCUUAAACAUUAACACUGGAACAACUUCGCCAGUUUUUGUCUGCGGGGCAGUAAAUACGUGGGAAACUGAAAGUUUUUAUUGGCGUGAAAGAAGAGCCCGGCGAGUUUUCAUCGUUCGCAGUGCUGUAGCACAACUGACCAGGUUGUGCCAUCCGCACGUUCAUAGAACAAUUUCCGUUAAGUACAGGAGGAAAUCAAAAUCCACCCAGUUCGUUUUGUAUCCAUCCAUGUAUUCAUACUCGAAAACGCUUUGCAGUGUUGAAAAACGGCGGAUGGUCGUGGAGGUUCCUCGAGCUGCGAAGAAAAGGAGGCAUACUUAGGUGGGGUGGUCUCGGAACCCUUAACUCAAUUACAGCUUUGGUCGAUUUCUUCAUGGCAAAAUUAUACCCAUAGUAGCGAAGGUACAGUACCGAGAGUUGGUAGGAGCUUUUCGUUGCUUUACAGUACGAAGUAGACAAGAUCUUCUCGCUAUUUCUGCAUCAUGGUUGCAUCUAGUGGAACUUUUUCACCGUACAAAAGCAAUAUCAACUACACAUCGUCGUGAUCGUGUUUGUGAAAAAGUGGGGCUUUGGUUGCGUUUGCUACCAAAGGGCUUUUCCUUUGCUGGGAGUUUGCGCGUUCAGUAAAUGGUCGUUGUACCGUCGUUAUGUCGUUUGCACUAUCAUGCCACGAAAGCCUGCCGUCUGACCUGGGUAUUCUAAUUGGAUUUGAAGCACUGCGUCAUCUUUGUGGGAGGAUGUUUGCGCCGUAUUCUGGUCGAUCCGUUGCAUCAUGCAAAACUGUCGCAGCCGGGAAUAGUGUUUUGAAUAAGUUAUGAAUCUUCCAUCAUGACCAGUAGCUGGAACAUGGGUAUUGGAAAUGAGGUCCAAAGAAGUGUAAGCAAAAGCAAACCUUCAUUAUUGAUUCACGAGUAGAGUUGAUCUUUUGAAAUGCCACCACAGUGAAAAUGGGUAGUGUUUACCAUGCACGUUUAUUUUAAAUUCAAAUUAAACUUAAACCAUAAUUUAGAACUAUACAGGGGACUGUCUGCUUUUCUUGAAUAAAAAAAAACAAACACAAAAAUUGCUUGAGUUGAAGAUUGUGUAUAAACUAUCUCUUUUUUGUUUUUCAAAAAUAUAUCUUUUGUAACGACGUUUGAAAGGAUGAUUAGAAACAAGAAGUUCUUCCUAAUUUCUUUAACCUUAAUCAUUUGUCACCUAAUGAGUUUUGUUGACACGAAAACCAAUGCGAAACUGAUAAAACAAUGCGAUAGGAGAUGCGAAAGGUAUAAAAAAAACCAUAAACCAACUCGUAUCUGUAUUUAUUGACGAAAUUGACGAAAAUGUUCAUAAUGUUCUCACCAUCGCGCACGACUGAAACCUGGCAGUAAUAAUUUUCAUCCUCAUUUAUUAAUCAUGGAAAUGAGGUUGAUGCAUAACGAGAUGUUGAAAUGGGAAGGAAUCAGAAUCAAAGCAUAGCCUCCAAUAAUUUUGUUCCGUUCGGGACGUCGCUCGACUCCCGCGUCCGUAUCGUACGGGCAAUCGGUCGCUGUACUUCAUUUCUUGCCGGUGGUUUUCUUCGGGUGAGAAGUUUUGACGGUUAUUCCUUCAACCGUUAAAUCAAUCAACCACACUGUGGUAAGCAACAUAGCCGGUUAGUGUCGAUUUAGCUCUCUUCUUCCCGGCUGCUGUUCUUGCUGCUGACCACGAACACCUUAUGUUGUUAUUGAUCGUUUAAAUGAUUCUUAAUGCAUUUGCUUUGUAGUUUCCUUUUUUACCUUAAAGUUGUAGCUGGAAGUAAGAAACGUACAAUUGUGAAUUUGUGGAUGUAUUUCGCAUUUCAUGUGCUUGUUUCGAGAAUGUGCGUUUUGAAGAAUAGAAGAAUUGCUCAUGGCAUAUCGUUCCUUUUUUUUGGACAAUAUACGAUAUGGUUGAUUGAUUUUAACCAUUUAUCGACAGUGGCUGCAACAUGUGAUUGAUUUUGUGUGUUUUUUUCCUUGCAACAUAAGUCCAUUUUUAAAGGUACGAUGUUUAAUUACAUUGGAUUUGUAACUGUUUCGCCGUUUAUUUUCCGCUCAUCGGAGCUGACUUUAAGCUCAUCGCAGCUGACACAGAUUGUUGAUUGAUGUUAGUCGACGUCAGGUGCGUAUUUAGGGUGAGGUCUCGUUAUAGAGCAAAUCGAGUUUCGUUGAAUGUUUGUGAAAAAAUCGAGAUAAAAGCAAUAAGUUUGAGAAACGAGUAAAAUGGGCUUCUUCCUCAUGAGUUAGUGUAUGAAUUGAACGAAUUAGUUGAUAUUUGAGAUAGUAAAGAGGUUCAAAUAUUCAAAUAUUUAAAAUGCAUGUUGCUAUAUGCUCUGGCGAUGAAUUUUUGUUUUCAUUUAAAUAUUAAAUCAAAAUAUUAUUUCUAAUGGGCAAAAGUUAUCCACAAAUAUUCGGUUCUUUCUCAGUUAGCAUUCUGAUAACACAAAUUUUGAUAAUGAAAACUUGGAAUGAAUUCUUGAAAACUCAAGGUGCUGGAACUUACGUUUACAGAAGAACUCCGAAGUAUACUUGGCAUAAGUCAUCGUGACAGUGAAGAGAACAAAACAGUUCUAUAACUUACAAAUGGGUUCAUAUUUCAAUAUGGUUCGUCCACUUAACACGCUUCGUCUAAUCCAACGGUAUUUUCCCCACUAAUCUAAUCAGUGAAACGGUGCGUAAAGUUAGCUGACAUUUCUGUAAUGACAUACCAAAGACAUCAAGGGCUCUCGAAGACGAAUCAGUGAAGUGAAAAGUAACUACCUCAACGCUUUUUACACAUGCAACAGGUGUAUUUCAUAUCAAGCAUUCCGUGUGUACAUAGGAACAAGAGAAGUGCUAGAGUGUCAAAGGUUCGGGUUACAUACGUAUCACAAAUCAUUACAGUGGCAGUGUCUCCAGUGCGCUAGUAUGCUGCAUCUGAAAAGUGCUUUACAAAUUCCGAAGAACGCUGCUUUGUGUUGAGAGGAUUGCAUUGUGGUUGAAAAGAGUCAACCGAACCGUGUAGUUGGGGCACGAUCAUGAGCACACGAUCCUGAGCAAUCAGAGCACGUACGAAAGCGCGAAAGUGUUCGAGCCGAGCAGAGGGCACAGCAUUGCCGCGCAUAUGAAGCGCGACGAGGAACGUGCACGCAAGAUGUGGAGGGACAUUGGUGUUGCAGCGAUGCAACACGGUCCAAACACUCUCCAUCAUCAUCAGCAGCCACCGAUGUACGGCGGUCCCGGCAACGGUACGGCCUCAACUUUGCCCAGUAAUCCCCACUGGAAUCAACCGGGAUACAGGAAUUCCUACAGUCUGCCACAUCCAACAUCUCAGAACGGUGUGAGUGAAAGGAAUGGUGGAGGCAGAGGUGUAGACAGUGGUGGUAGCCGGUAUCAACACUACGACGUAAAGCCCCUCUCGCAAGCGCCCUCCUUUCCGGAGAUCUCGAGUGCCAGCUACAAUGGCAACGGGUACCACCAUCCGCACCACAACCACCAUUCUCAUCACCUCCACCAGCAACAGCAGCCCCAUCAUCCGGCGGGUCAUCAUGGACUUAAGCCUCCGCGUCCGCUAUCGAUGUACGAGCUGAGCAACGGGCAUCACAAUGGAGGCAACAGUAGUCCGCAGUUACAUUCGCUACCACCGAACUUUGUGCCACACCAGACGCGUAAUGGAAGCGGGCGGUCACCACCUCCGUUGGUGAUCCACAACAACAACAAUCAGCAUGGUAUGGGACCACGAUCACCUGUAGGUCACGCCAGUGAAGGCGUCGGAGGAGGUCGCGCACUUUUACAACAACCGGAAGAACUGAAAGUCGACCCGGAGCUUAUCUUCACAAAGCAGGAGCGUAUCGGCAAAGGAUCCUUCGGUGAGGUGUUUAAGGGUGUUGACAACCGGACGCAGCAGGUGGUCGCAAUUAAGAUCAUCGAUCUCGAAGAAGCUGAAGAUGAAAUCGAGGACAUUCAGCAGGAAAUUAUGGUGCUAUCACAAUGUGACUCGCCGUUUGUCACCAAAUACUUCGGAUCAUAUCUCAAGGGCACCAAGCUAUGGAUCAUCAUGGAAUAUCUUGGAGGUGGAUCCGCACUAGACCUUAUGAAAGCGGGUCUCUUCGAGGAGAUGCACAUCGCCAUUAUAUUGCGCGAGGUACUGAAAGGUCUGGACUACCUGCAUUCCGAGCGCAAGCUACACAGGGACAUCAAGGCGGCGAACGUGCUGUUAAGCGAGCUGGGCGACGUGAAACUGGCUGACUUUGGUGUUGCUGGACAACUCACUAAUACCACUUCCAAACGCAAUACCUUCGUUGGGACACCCUUUUGGAUGGCACCGGAAGUGAUAAAGCAGUCGAUGUACGAUUCCAAAGCCGACAUCUGGUCGCUAGGUAUAACCGCAAUCGAGCUGGCGAAAGGGGAACCACCCAACUCCGAGCUACAUCCGAUGCGGGUAUUGUUUCUCAUCCCGAAGAACAAUCCACCUCAGCUAACCGGUAGCUAUACGAAGCCAUUCAAAGAUUUUGUCGAAGCGUGCCUAAAUAAAGAUCCAGAAAAUAGACCAACAGCAAAGGAGCUGCUAAAGUUUCCUUUCAUUAAAAAGGCGAAGAAAAAUUCAUACCUAAUCGAUUUAAUCGAUCGGUACAAAAAGUGGAAGUCUCAAAAAGGCGAAGAAAGCGAAACAGAAUCAGAAAACUCGGAUUCUGAGGAUUCGAAACAGGAUAGUGAUCUCGAUGAACCGUGGAUAAUGACGGUGAAGGGAAUGAAUUUUAAUAACUUUAACAAAAAUGUGAUGGAAGACCCGCUUGGAUCACCGGUAAAACACAAUGGUACUAGCAAUGUCGGCGGAGUCAGCUCGAACCGUGAUAGGGAUUACAAUUUGAAUCAACAUAAAACAAGUCAGCCACGAACGUCCUCAUCGCCAUCGCAUCAGUCAUCUUCGACACUGAUUGCAGCCAACAAUGCCACCAACAACAGUAACACCAGCCCAAUAAUAGUAGAUUCGCGUAAGGAGCGCGAGUUGCAAAAUCAAUUCUCCGCUCUGCAGCUGCAAAAGGAGAAAGAAGCGAGCUUAGAACGGCAACAGCGGGAUCAUCGCUUGGAACGUGAAUCGGAAUGGGAAAAGGAUCGUGAAAAGGAACGGGAACGCGAGCGUGACCGAGAACGGGAGCGGGACCGUGAACGGGAACGCGAUCGCGAACGGGAGCGGGAUCGGGAGCGCGAUCGCGAACGUGAACGGGAUCAUCGCGAACGAAUAGAUCGUGAUCAUCGAGAAAAGGAUCGCGAAAACAAAGAGCGAAAAAUCGUUGCCUCCGACAGUCUGGGCGGAUCGGGCAAUGAGAACGACAAACGCAGCAGCAGUUUGCGACGCGAACGGGACUCCCCGAGCCACAACAAUACCGGCAGCAAUGGCAACUCGCGCACCAACAGUAUUACGAAUGUAAAUAAUAACUCCAGCAAAAGCUCGAGUCGAACGUCUGCGACAACGACGACGACGUCGACAAACAGCGGUUGCCUUAAGGCAAUUAUUUUCCCCCUUUUAUCUGAGAUGCAGCGAAAUUACAACAGUGGCUCCGAUAUGGGAGACCUACGGCUAGCCUUUGAGAGUGCCGAACGGAGUAGUCCGGGCGUGAGUGAUCUGUUUGUGAAGGAAAUUAUUCACAAGCUCGUGCCCGGUUUCUCCGAGACGCGAAUCAAUACGCUUAUAGACAAAGUGACACGCGAACCCAGGAUAAAACGAUAAGCGUUAAAGUAGCGCGUGUUUUUGUGCGUUUCUCAAGAGGAAAAUUAGGCUCGACCGUUUACGUUGUUUCUUAUGGCAGCUAUAUUAAGCUCUAUUCAUGUGUUGUAAAUGAAAUUAAAUCCAAUAGGAAGCAGUCAUAGAACGAUGAGCUUACCCAGUUCAUAGCGUGCCGUUAAUCAGUGUAAUAUUUCUUGUGGUUUCGUCAUAUUUACAAGAUCGUCCCGGGAUUGUACGAAGAGUGUGUAGAGUUUUGGUUAAUCUUGUUUUGCUUUUAAUUUUUUGUUAAGAAUUUAACAGUCACUACCAAUCUACCAUAACAAUUGCAAUCGUGUACGGCUCAUAAUAAAGGUUCAAAGGUUGGAAGAAUUAACGCGCUGGUUUUCGUUUGUUUCCGUUACGAUUGUCUGCACUGUCUGUACAUAGUGUGGGACAGCGUUAAUAAGAAAGUUUGAACAACAUGUAACUGAAUAAAUGAAGGAUCACGUCGUACUGAGGAUGUGUAAUGAUUAGAAUAUUUAAGUGACAAUUCUAAAACUAUGUUACGGUGUAUCCCAAUAAAAAGUAUGAAACCCAUAAA
Anopheles funestus (African malaria mosquito) is the source of this 8005-nucleotide messenger RNA. RefSeq names its product serine/threonine-protein kinase 24 (gene GckIII). Gene Ontology annotation, biological process: protein phosphorylation. The transcript has 9 exons. The record is from RefSeq and is a predicted model, not a curated record. Gene Ontology annotation, molecular function: ATP binding; protein kinase activity. The coding region runs from base 4822 to 7428 and encodes 868 amino acids. Lineage: Eukaryota; Metazoa; Arthropoda; Insecta; Diptera; Culicidae.